Molecule: messenger RNA, 204 nt
Organism: Serpula lacrymans var. lacrymans S7.9
Lineage: Eukaryota; Fungi; Basidiomycota; Agaricomycetes; Boletales; Serpulaceae
Exons: 3
Coding region: 1-204 (67 amino acids)
Source: RefSeq, a predicted model, not a curated record
AUGCGUCAGUUUGCCGUCGACUUCUCUCUGGUUGUACUGUCGGUUCGGUGUGCAUACCUCGUUGACGCGAUUAUCUUGAAGGAACCAUUGCAGGACUUUGAUACUGUUUUACAGCGACUUCGUGACAAGGUUAGCAGGACAGCUCCAAAUUCUGUCACGUUUCACAUUGGUAUGAGAUCUCGUCUCAACAGUCAUUUGUUGUGA